AUGUAUCAACGUCGCACAGCCAAUCCAGAAGUUUUUGCAUACUUAUGCACACACUGCAAACGGAGCGGUGGAAGAAAUGUAUCCAUACAGGUGAAAGGUGAUCUCUUUCUCAGCGAUCCUGCUGGAUUACCUCAUGUUUGUGCUCCUUUAGAACGAACUAAAGAUAAAGCCUGUCUGCAGAAGAGAAGACAGCAUCCGGCUGGAAACCACCUAGGAACGCAGAUGUACUGGUUAGCAGUGAUUGGAAAGGAAGCAGUACGAAAUGGACUGUUCGCACUAAUUGCCGAUGGAAUACACCAAUUGAACCUUAGGAAAAGCACAAGGGCUGCCACUAAUAUGGAGCGAGACGCCACUGCUGUUCGCAAUGAUGCGAAACAAAAGGGAGCAGGAUUAUCUGGAUGUUUUCGCAAAAUUGAAGGAGGCGCUUCAGACAGCUAA
Messenger RNA from Cylicocyclus nassatus, 438 nucleotides. NCBI's taxonomy places the organism in Eukaryota, Metazoa, Nematoda, Chromadorea, Rhabditida, Strongylidae. The record is from the annotation of a GenBank genome assembly.